This is a messenger RNA of Penaeus vannamei (Pacific white shrimp), 5580 nucleotides long. The record is from RefSeq and is a predicted model, not a curated record. Lineage: Eukaryota; Metazoa; Arthropoda; Malacostraca; Decapoda; Penaeidae.
AUGGUUCACUUUAGGUACACGUGGAAGACGCAUAUAGCUUUAGUGUUACGCGAGCAACGGCGAGUGGACGCCCCUCUUGCCAGUGGAGGGAAACGCAUCUUUGAAACCCCAUCCGCCGACGAUGAUGGAUCGCGCCGCGCAAAUCCAGUUCCCAAGCAUGUGAUCCAGAGUGAUGGUGGUCGCGCGGCGCCGGGAGAGGCAACACCGCUCUGCUCGUCCUCCCAGCUCCAGUCAUCGCGGCUCGGGGCCCACGUCUCGCGGUCGGCUCGCUCGCCCUGGUUCUCGUUCUCGACCCUCGGCUGCGGUUCUGAACUCUCCGGCCCACUCGGCGACUUCGAGGAUCUCGUGUGUCCCUUCGUGGGCGCGUGCGAGGGCGAGAGGCCACUCAGGUCCUGGGGCUUCCUCCGACGCCGCCCCGGGGAAGCAUGUGGAGCCACGGGGCGUUCGCCAGCGUGGUCGCACGGCGGGGCUCCUGCACCUGCCUCGUGGGCCUCGCUCUUCUACUACUUGUUGCGGGGCCGCACGUGUCUCCGCAAGUGCAGCACGGACGCCGACUGCCUCAGCCGCAAGAAGGUCUGCCUCUGCGACGGGAUCUGCGGCAUGAGCUGCAUCAAGCCGGACAAGGAAUGCAGCGACCUGACAACCCCGGCUUCGGGCUACGUGGACGUGAAGGGGAAGGUGGUGGGCUCGCAGGCGACCUACAGGUGCCAGGAGGGUUACCACCUCAUCGGCCAGACCAUCCGACUGUGCCAGGCCAACGGGAUCUGGUCGUCAACACCACCUGAGUGCCACGAGAACCUGUACUGCACGGACCCCCCCGCCAUCCCCAACGCCCGGCACAGCGGCCUCACCGGCCAGACCCGCUUCGAGGUCAACCAGACCCUCAAGUACUCCUGCUACGAGGGCUACACCACGCAGGGCUUCGACGUGGCCAAGUGCUUCCUCUACAACAACACCAUGCAGUGGUUCGGACCCGAGAUCAAGUGCAUCCCCAUCAGCUGUGACGACCCCGGCGAGAUCCUGAACGGCUACAAGGAAGGGUCCUGCUUCACCUUCUCCUGCCGCGUCACUUACCACUGCCGGCCGGGCUUCGAGCUGGUGGGGCGCGGCAACCUCUACUGCCAGCACGACGGCACGUGGAGCCCCUCGGAGCGGCCGGCGUGCACGCCGGUGCAGUGCGACAUCCCCGAGGACCCAGAGAACGGCAAGAGCACCUUCACGCGUCGCAUCUACAACUCGGUGGUGUCCUACAAGUGCGACUACAGCUACAUGCUCGUCGGCCCCGAGACCAGGCGCUGCGGACCCGACAAGAAGUGGAGCGGCGUCCAACCCCAGUGCAAACAGAUCAACUGCGGACACCCGGGCCACCUCCCCAACGGCUGGCUGGAGAACAUCGAGCAAGGCACUGCCCUCGGCUCCUCCAUCAUCUUCCGCUGCUUCGCCAACAUGACUAUCGAGGGCGACCAGUCUACCGUCUGCCAGGCCGACGGCACCUGGAGCAAACCUCUGCCCAAGUGCCUGGCGCCCUGCAUCGUCCCCACCAUCGAGCACGGGCGCCUCAAGAACCGGACGCUGGCGGGGGCGCUGGUCACCCACGGCAGCGUCAUCGAGGUGGAGUGCGACGAACGCUUCGAGCUCGCCUACAGCCUGGCGCCGUCGCUCUGCUACAACGGCACGUGGACGCACUACCCGCGCUGCCAGCCCGCUCGGUGCAAGAAGCUGCCCCCGCGACCUCGACACGGCAUGGUGAUCGCCCCGCGGACAGACCACGGCAUGUGGGCACGGUACCGCUGCAGGGACGGCUACCAGCUGCAAGGCAACGCCACCACCAAGUGCAAGUAUGGCAACUGGACGGGCAGCACCCCGACCUGCGUCGAAGGUGAGGCGGAGGCCCUGCGUGCUGGUGUACUGUCGUUCCCCGGCGAAGUCGCAAACGGCGCGUGCUGUUGGUGGGCCAACAUGGGCAUGUACGACUACCGUUCCUACGUCAAGAAGGUCCGGAACAACCGCCAAAUCCGGUACGACUGCGACCGGGGCUAUUACCUGGUGGAGGGGCCGCCGGGAGCCACCUGCGUCGCCGGCCAGUGGAGCCCCAAGGAAAUGCCAAGAUGCGACCCUGACCUUCACCCGAGGAUCCGCUGGGUCAAGAGGUCAGUGGACAGCCGCGAGUACGAGGAGAUCCGAAACCAGACGGUGGCCGAGAACCUCGUCCUGUCGGGCGGAGACGACGCGUCGGACCAAGCUCCCGCCAGCGACGACAACCGCAUGUUCGUCGCGGGCCCGAAGGAGCGGCCGCGGGGCCCGGCGACGAGCCAAGCGACGAGCCAAGCGACGAGCCGACGAGCAGGCGGGGCCAGGGCCAGGACCCCAUCAUCAACGAGCACGACAGAGUCCGGCCGUUCACCUUCAAGGACGACGAGCGAAGCCCCGGCGGAGGUCAGGGACGCCCUCGAGGUGGGCAAGAAGCUGAAGAGUCCCCUCUACGACUUCUACCGGCUCCUGCGCGUCGAGAACGAGUCCUCCAGCGAAGUCGGGAAGAAGGAGGCGUGGCCGAAUCUCGUGCGAGUCCCGCGAGGAGCGGCCGAGAGAGAGAAGAAGGAGAAGAAGCGCAAGCAGAGGAACAAAUGGAAGAAGAAGGGCAAAAAAGUGCCCCGCUGCCAGGCCAUUCCGAGCCAGCCCUACCUGCGCGUGGAGGUGGCCCGCUCCGGCCGCGACAAGAACUACACGUACUCUGCGGGGGCGCGCAUCAAGGUGACCUGCCUGCACGGCUACGGCCUCAACAUCGGCAACAAGACCGCCAAAUGCGCCAAAGGCAAAUGGAAGCCCAAGAAACCAGAAUGCGUGACGCUGCCCUGCUCGGUGCCCAAGGUGGCCCAAGGGCAGUUCGACUUCAAUGGAGAAGCCCUGUCGGAAGGUGCCACCAUCAGCCACGGGGAGGUGGUCAAGUUUUCCUGCCAGGCCGGCUACAAUGUGCUUGGCUCUGAGACCAUGCGCUGCUGGUACGGCGCCUGGGCGGUCACCGGCCAGAACCCCAAGUGCCAACCAGAUCAGUGCGUCCUCCCGAAGCUGGACCACGGGAAGUACACGGCGGGAUACAAGAAGGGCCUCACCAUCAUCCACGGCUCCACGGUCGAGUACAUGUGCGACGAGGGCUGGAUCAUGAGCGCCGACGAGGUCACGUGUCAGCUGGGCAAGUUGGUGCCCUCGGCCCCCGCCUGCAUCGCCCCCGCCCGCUCCAUCAGCGUCAUGAACAUCGCCCCCGCGCCCGUCAAGAGGGAGGGCCCGCCAGACGGGGACAUCGCGGACGACGAGGACUCGAAGGACAAGAAGAGGACGUGCGGGUCGCCCCCCGACGUGCUGGGCGCCCUGGCCUACCGCGGGGACCAGCUCGUCGCCACAGACAUGGUCAAGUACACGGACGGGACGCAGAUCAACUACGCCUGCGACGCGACCCUGACCAGCGAGAACUACACGUGGAUGAUCAGCUGCCAGGACGGGGUCUGGGACGGCGAGCCGCCCGUCUACAUGCCCUGCGGCGACGGCGUCCCUCCGGUCAUCGACUUCGGCAACAUCUCCUGCAUCUGGAGGAAGACGGAGCCCAACGUGGUCACCUUCUACAACGACCAGGAAGUCACGGAGGAGAUGGUCGAGUUCGAGCCCGGAGCUAAGCUGGUGUCUCGCUGCGUGGAUAUCGGCAAGUACGCCCUGGAGGGAAGCGUUGAGCGACAGUGCAUCCACGGCCAGUGGACCGGAAACAAGUCUGUCUGCGUCGGCCUCAACCAGGAGAGCAACUACUCCCUGGACAAGCCGCCGACCAUUCUGUUCCGCAACGAGAAGGGCCCCAUGGCGCAGAGCAACGACGGGAAGCUGGUCGUGUACCCUGGCACCGUUCUCCACCUCGAGUGCCUCUUCACCCGCCGCCACGGAACGCCCAAUUGGAACGUCUCCCUGGCGAGCGCAGGCGACGACAUCAAGGGCAAACGCAGGAAGAAGAGCAAGGCCAAAGGGCGAGCGAAGGGCGGCAAGAAGCGGGGAGGGAGUUUCGCGCCCUACCCCAACGGCUGGGCGAACGCUCCCAACCGCAACAUCCAGCUGGAGUACCGCCUCUCGAUCUACCGGGCGCAGCCGAAGGACUCCGGCUCCUACGCCUGCGUCACUCCCAAGGGGCACAAGCACGUCGUCACCCUGGACAUCCGCCGUGUGCACUGCCCCAACAUCAACGUGAACGAGUCGGACAAGGUCGUCUUCGAGCCCAACGAGACCAAGAUGAACACGAUCGUCAAGUUCUCCUGCGAAGUCGGAUACUCCCUCGUCGGCGCGUCGGAGAUCAAGUGCCUGCCGUCGGGUAACUGGUCGGCGCCCUUCCCCCGCUGUGAGGACAUAGAGUGCCCGGACCCUCGCGAGAGCCCCACUGACCCACUCCUGAGGGUGACGGUCGUUGCGCGGGGCGUGGGCAGCCAAGUCCUGUACGACUGCCCCCGAGGACACCCCGUCAAGGGCCCUACCUCUGCCAUCUGCCAGGAAAACGGACAGUGGUCUUCACCUCCUCCCAGAUGCCAGGAAGACAACUGCAUCCCGCCCGCCGCCCCCGCCAACGGCACCGUGACGGGCGAGGGUCCCUUCCACGCCGGGGACAUGGUCGUCAUCAAGUGCAACCCCAACUACAUGCUGGAGGGACAGUCGCUGAUCGUCUGCCAGGAGGACGGGACGUGGUCGGAGGAGAUACCCAAAUGUUCUCUGGCGUGCACGUACCCGGGCACCAUCAUCUCGGGCAUCAUGAGCCCCAUCAAGUUCUACUACCCGAUCAACGACACCAUCACCUACACGUGCAACCCCAGAAACGUGCUGCGAGGCGUGCGCUCCAUCACGUGCCUGGAGGGAGGCAAGUGGUCGGCGCCCGUGCCCACCUGCAUCCCGGAGGAGUGAGCCCGAAGGAGGUCGAGGGGAGACUCCUGAGAACUGGGAAUUAAUCUGAGGGGAAGGAGGGAGAGGGAAGGAAGGGGGGGAAACGGAAGAGAAAACGGAUGGAGAAAUUUGGGCCAGUGUUCUGUCCGGUUCAUAAGUAUGUGGGGACUGGCGGGUAUUCCGAGGGCUUCAAAAAGGAUGUGGAUUUUCGAAAGAGGAAAUCUGUCGCCUUCUGGAGAAUCACCGAAGACAAUGCGGCCGCCACUGUCUGCACCGAAGAAAGGCCGACAGAAAACGCUCUCGUCCGCACCAGAGAAGAAGAGAAAAUACAGAAGAAAAAUAAAUCAGAAACCGAAGCGACCUUCCCGAACUCCCCGCGAACAAGCAAGAAAACAACACAUAUCAUGGCUAUAAACAUAUCAAGCAACGGACUCAAAAAAAUAAUACAAGAAGCAAUACGAUACACAUAUAUAUUUUUGCAGUAUAUGAUAAAUGUUAUGUAUGCUAUUUCCAUGCAGGGGAUUUUGAAGAGACUAAGCUGGCUGUGGGUUAGGAAAUGCGCUGGGAUUCGAUUUUCUAUUCAAACUUUGCACCCGAGUUGAUGAACACAUGCACAUAUAGGUAUGUAUGUGGACGGAUGAGUUCAUGUGUGUUUACAUACAUACAUGCACACAU